Messenger RNA from Asparagus officinalis (garden asparagus), 381 nucleotides. Its product is annotated as plant UBX domain-containing protein 4-like. The record is from RefSeq and is a predicted model, not a curated record. The transcript is spliced from 3 exons. NCBI's taxonomy places the organism in Eukaryota, Viridiplantae, Streptophyta, Magnoliopsida, Asparagales, Asparagaceae. Gene Ontology annotation, biological process: proteasome-mediated ubiquitin-dependent protein catabolic process; autophagosome assembly; membrane fusion. Gene Ontology annotation, cellular component: nucleus; cytosol. Gene Ontology annotation, molecular function: ubiquitin binding. The coding region runs from base 1 to 381 and encodes 126 amino acids.
AUGUGGCACAAUCCCUACCAUCCUCGUAAAGUAGGCACAAAUCUCCAUCAACUCGCACUCUCCCUCCUACUUUAUGAGGAUGGUGGGGAACCCAGUGAGGCAUCUGAGUCCAUUUCAAGGACGGACGAUUCUAGGCCGACUACUUCAAUACAACUGAAGAUUUGGCUGAUUGGUUCGAGAACAGUUGCACGCUUUAAUACUGACCAUACUGUUGGGGAUAUAAGGGCCUUUAUUGACAACAUGCAGCAAGCAGUGAAGAGCAGCUCCGCCUUCUUAUACGUUGCAGGGACUGUUGGGUUUCCACCCAAGAAGCUUACUGAUGCUACCCAGACUAUCGAGCAAGCUGGCCUUACCAAUUCGGUGGUGAUUCAAAAACUCUAA